Patiria miniata (bat star) is the source of this 1086-nucleotide messenger RNA. Its product is annotated as phospholipase A2 AP-PLA2-I-like. Lineage: Eukaryota; Metazoa; Echinodermata; Asteroidea; Valvatida; Asterinidae. Bases 81 to 632 code for a protein of 183 amino acids. The record is from RefSeq and is a predicted model, not a curated record. Gene Ontology annotation, biological process: arachidonate secretion; phospholipid metabolic process; lipid catabolic process. Gene Ontology annotation, molecular function: phospholipid binding; calcium ion binding. The transcript is spliced from 4 exons.
AUAAUAAAAACCACAUCAUCCAACUCACAUACUCACAAAGAAAACUCCAGUCAAUCGAGAUCAUUGUAAAGAAAUAUACCAUGAUGAUGGCCAAAUUGCGCCUCGCCGUGUUUGUUUCUGCUUUGGUUUUGUACCUUAACUCAAGCACUUGUUUUAGCCCUGUCGAAGCCGCGGGCGUGCCCGUUAAUAAGAGGACUACACGUCAGAACGAAGUAAGCGCUUCCUCAAUUUACCAACUGGGUGACAUGACGUCUUGUACUACGGGGUUGAGUCUGGUGAACAGCGGGCUGGACUACAAUGGGUACGGGUGUUACUGCGGCUACGGGGGCACCGGCAGCCCGCUGGAUGAAACGGACACUUGCUGUUAUGCUCAUGACAAAUGUUACGAGCAAAGCCCGUGUCCCGAUUCCUUGAAGUACUCCAUUCCAUACAAGAAGAAACUGAGUUCGUGUGGCACUGACGACGCAACCAUCACUUGCAAGAGGGCCUCCGACUACCCAUGGUACUACGGGAGCACGAAGUACUGCGCUGAAGCAAUCUGCAACUGCGACAAAGCUCUUGCCUUCUGCUUCAAGGAGACGCGGCCAAGCUACAACGAGGAUUAUUGCGACUGGAGCAACUCCAAAUGCUAGGCACUGGGCCAAUAAGUCUUCGAAACGAUUGUGUAGUCUUAUCGUCAAUAAUAAGUAUUGAUAAUAGUCAUGACAUCGCACUUUAUGAAUAAUUAAACAGCACCCUUUAAAAAAAAAAAGGCGAUCGUGGCAACAGCCUGGACUUUGUAGUCUCCACUCAAGUCUCAUAUACUUCGCUCGGUUUUGAAUUCCAAAGUUACGAUGACCUUGUCAAAAGGUAUACAAGAACCUUAACAGCCCGAUUUGCAAGAGCAACCGUAGAAAACACAUUAUUGGCCAACAAAAAGCCGCUACAUAGAUGUAAUUUGUGAACAGCCACAAAAAUGGUCGCACGCUUUAAAGAUUCUAAUAGUCGUAGGAAACGGUUUCUUUUUAAAGGAUUUUGGAAUAUCACUUCCGUGAGCUAUUUUUCACAAUCGAUGCUAAUAAAAGGCAAAACUUUUGUUAAUCUGAA